Daucus carota subsp. sativus is the source of this 1305-nucleotide messenger RNA. RefSeq lists its product as uncharacterized. The coding region runs from base 128 to 964 and encodes 278 amino acids. The record is from RefSeq and is a predicted model, not a curated record. The transcript is spliced from 2 exons. NCBI's taxonomy places the organism in Eukaryota, Viridiplantae, Streptophyta, Magnoliopsida, Apiales, Apiaceae.
GAAUCGAAACUGAUACUGUAUAUCUUUCACAAAACCAAACAGCCCCUAAAAGGGAUAUUCUCGUUUCCUUUCCCUACAAGAAAAACAAAAUGCAUUUCACUCAUCCAUAAUUUAAACCAAGUUGAAAAUGGCGUCGAUUAUUCAAUCGCCGACAAUUUCCCCAGUUGAUCGCCGGCGUGAAAGUCCGUCCAAUUCGGCGAUCAUUCGAGAAGCCGGUACUUGGAAGACGAGGAGAGCGAAAAGUUUGAUUUGUUCGAAGCUCAAGGAUGUGGAGGCGAUUACGGUUUCGGAAUUGGGAGAUAAUUUGAGAUUGUACGGACAGUUUUCGAGCUUAGUGAAAGAGACUAGUGAAGAAGAAAAAGAGAAGCAGAAAUAUUAUGUGAAUAUGGGCGAUGCUAUUCGGACUUUGAGGGAAGAGUUUCCUCACCUCUUUUACAGGGACCUCACUUAUCAAAUUUACAGGGAUGAUAUUGUCUUCAAGGACCCGCUAAACACCUUCAUCGGCAUCGAUAAUUAUAAAUCCAUUUUUUGGGCAUUACGUUUUCAUGGGAAGGUAUUUUUCAAGGCAUUGUGGGUUGACAUCGUAAGUGUGUGGCAACCUGUGGAGAGCACAAUAAUGAUUCGUUGGACUGUACAUGGUAUCCCACGAGUUCCAUGGGAUAGCCGUGGUCGAUUUGAUGGCACUUCUGAGUACAAGCUUGACAAGGAUGGAAAGAUUUAUGAGCACCGAGUUCAUAAUAUUGCUUUGAAUGCACCCCCAAGAUUCCGUGUUUUUGAUGUGAAUGACUUGUUACAAUCCAUUGGUUGCCCAUCCACUCCAAAACCAACUUAUUAUGAGAUUGCAUCAUUGUCAUCAAUCAAAAACAUCAAGCUAUUUGAAAAAGAGUCAGGGAGCCAACAUUAUCUAUCUUCCAUAUUUAAAGAUUCAGGUAAAGCUGAGGCAGGAAUUUCACAGAGUAGUUAAUAGCUCUCUCCACAUUUUAGGAUGAAAACUGGAUUGUUGAACUUAAUGGUGUAACGUUGUACUUCUGGUUGGGACACUCUCUAAGGUUUCGGCGCUAGUUACCAUAGUCUUGGCAAGAUGCUCUAGUUUUCUGCAGUGGAGCAUAUACUGUUUGUAUAGUAUUUUUUAUGGUGUUCUCAUGUAAUGUUGUACAUAUCAUGUACUUGAAUUAGAACUCUUGUAGCAAAAACAUGUGGCUGUUGUAAGAUUCUGUACACACUGUACAGAUCGUCGGGGGAAGAUAUGCACGCACCAUUACACUGUCAAAAUUUUCAUACCGGGAAAUGAUCUAUCUUUAGCUA